Lolium perenne is the source of this 4299-nucleotide messenger RNA. The record is from RefSeq and is a predicted model, not a curated record. Lineage: Eukaryota; Viridiplantae; Streptophyta; Magnoliopsida; Poales; Poaceae.
CACAAUCCCCUGUAAUCGACGUCUCCCCCCUCCGCCCCACCAUGUUUCUCGUCGCGCGCAGCCGCCGCUCCGCCUCCGCCGCCGCGGCGCGCCUUCUCCCGAUCCCACCGCCUUCCGCCCCCUUCACUACCACCACAGAUGCCUCCACUACCGAUCCCGACGCCGUGGCGGCGGAGGUCGCCACCCUUCUCUCCCGCUGUUCCGGCGACUGGAAGCUCGCCAUCGCCACCUCCGACCUCCAUUCUCGCCUCUCUCCCGCCGUAUUAUCCUCCCUCCUCCGCCCAAACUCCUCCCCUCCCCUUCACCCCAAGCUCCUCCUCGACUUCUUUUACUGGUCUCGCACGCGCCUGGCGCCGUCAGUCCCCGCCGCCGAUGCAUUCGCCCACCUCGCCGUACACCUCUGCGCCGCCUCCCUCUUCCCACAGGCUAAUGGCCUCCUCGAACAGAUGAUACGCACCUACCCCUCCGCUCCCCUCGUCCUCAGCUCCAUCCAACGCGCGCUCACGGAUUCCAGUUCCACAUCUGUCCUCAACGUGCUGGUAGAUACCUACAAGAAGGCUAGAAGGGUCCGUGAUGCCGCCGAGGUCGUCCUUCUUAUGGAACAUGCCGACAUGGCCCCGAGUCUGCGCUGCUGCAACGGGCUGCUCAAGGACCUGCUGCGCGGAGGCCACAUGGAUCUGUUUUCAAAGGUGCGGGGAUUCAUGGCCAGCGCCGGGAUUUCGCCAGACGUCUAUACAUACUCGACUUUCAUCGAGGCGCAUUGUAAGGCCAGUGAUUCUGAUUCAGCCGCAAAGGUGUUUGAGGAAAUGCGUGAGAGGGGGUGCAGCGUGAAUGUUGUGACAUACAAUGUGCUGAUUGGUGGGCUAUGCCGCUGCGGUGCUGUUGAAGAGGCGUUUCGCUUCAAGAAGGAAAUGGUGGAAUCUGGGCUAGUUCCAGAUGAGUUUACUUAUGGUGCGCUCGUUAACGGUCUGUGCAAGGGCCGCAGGUCGAGCGAGGCUAAGUCGUUGCUGGAUGAGAUGUCCAGUUCUGGGCUGAGGCCGAAUAUAGUAGUUUAUGGGACUCUACUUGAUGGGUUUAUGAGGGAGGGCAAUGUGGCUGAGGCUUUUAAGAUUGUCAAGGAGAUGGUUGCUGCUGGCGUGCAACCAAACAAGUUCACUUAUGACAAUCUCAUUCGAGGGAUUUGUAAGGCGGGAGACAUGGACAUUGCUUCCAAGCUGCUCAAGGAUAUGCUCAAAGUUGGUAUUAUGCCUGAUACCAUGACAUACAAUUUUGUCAUGGAAGGGCAUUUUCGACAGCGUAACAAUGAAGCCGCUCUUCAGCUUCUCACUGAAAUGAGGAAUGCAGGCAGUUCUCCUAAUGUAUACACUUACAGCAUAGUGGCUAACGGAUUAUGCCAGAGUGGUGAGUCGAAAAAAGCAGAUGAUCUCCUCGAGGAAAUGAUUCAAAAAGGUUUGAAGCCAAAUGCUUUUGCUUAUGCACCUGUAAUAUCAGGGCACUGCAGAGAAGGUAAUGCCUCAUUGGCAUGUGAUGUUCUUGAAAAGAUGAUCAAGGCGAAUGUACUCCCUGAUUUGUACUGCUACAAUUCUCUUAUAGUUGGACUAUCUAAUGUUGGAAGGAUGGUGGAAGUCACAGAGUACCUUGCUCAGAUGCAAGAUAGAGGAUUGGCACCAAAUGCAUUCACAUACAGUGGUCUCAUUCAUGGAUAUAGUAAGAUCGGGAAUCUGGAAAAGGCUGAGCAGUUAUUCGAGCAUAUGCUUAGCAGUGGGCUAAAACCAGAUGAUGUUAUCUACGUUGACCUCCUGGAAGGUUACUUCAAGUCAAAUGACAAUGAAAAGGUGUCAUCUAUUAUUCAAUCCAUGUCAGGCCAGGGAGUUAGUCCAGAUAACCAUAUGUGUGGGAUUGUGAUUCAUAAUCUGUCCAUGUCUGGCAGUAUGCAAUUGGCUUUUACGGUUCUUUCAGAGAUUGAGAAGACUGGAUUUGUUCCUGAUGUGCGUAUAUACAGUUCAUUGUUAUCUGGUCUGUGUAAGACAGCUGACAUGGAGAAAGCAUUUGCUCUUCUUGAUGAAAUGGCUAAAAAGGGACUAGAACCUGACAUUCUAUGCUAUAAUACACUAAUUGACGGGUUUUGCAAGUCUGGUGAUAUACUACAUGCCCGUAAAGUCUUUAAUAUCAUAUUAGAUAAGGGCUUAGUGCCAGAUUGUAUGACAUACACAGCUUUGAUAGAUGGAAACUGCAAAAUUGGUGACAUCACUGAUGCUUUUGAUUUGUAUAAUGAAAUGCUAGCUAGAGGAGUUGUUCCAGAUGCGUAUGUCUAUGCUGCACUUACUGCUGGAUGCUCAAAUUCCGCAGACCUUGAACAGGCAGUGUUUAUAACUGAAGAAAUGUUUGUUAGAGGAUAUGCCAGUGUUUCCUGUUUCAACACUUUGGUCCAUGGCUUCUGCAAACGUGGCAAGAUCCAGGAAACUUUAAAGUUGUUCUGUGUGAUGAUGGAUAAAGACAUAGUGCCUAAUGCACUUACUAUUGAAAAUGUCAUAAAUGGACUUGGUGAGGCAGGAAAACUCUGUGAAGCACACACAAUUUUCGUUGAGUUGCAACAGAACGAAUCUUCACAAAGUGCUACCACUCAGUUCUCUUUGUUGUUUAUGGAAAUGAUAAAUAAAGGACUGAUUCCUCUAAAUAUCAUAGAUGACGUGAUUCAAGCUCAUUGUAAAGAAGGGGAUUUGGAUAAGGCUCUAAUGUUGCAUCAUGCUGUAAUGGAGGAAGGUUCACUAAUGAGCUGCUCAACGUAUAUUGCUCUUGUGGAUGGCCUUUGCAGGGCGGGGAAGUUAACCGAAGCUUUGGAUUUGCUAAAAGAAAUCCAGAAGCUAGGUAUUCAUCCUAAUGAGGAUCAAUGCUUGAUGCUAUUGAAUGAUCUUCAUACAUCAGGAUAUAUCCAAGAAUACAAUAAAGUGUUUGAUGCUAUGUUGUGCCACAAGUGGUUACAAAAGGAUAAACACUGCAAUUUGGCUGGUGUAAUCUAGAAGCUGUAUCCGUACAAGAGAAUACUUUACAUAGCAUCAGAAGCUCAACAUGCAAGGAGGUUGUCCUGUUGGCCAGUGGUGGAAAUGGCAAUAUGUACUUUUACUGUUCUUAGGGGAAAGCAUCAGAUCAUUUUUUCCUGUGGCAUUGGCAUCUUUUGGGUUGUUACUGAAGGAUAUGGAAGACACAUUGUGUUUCCACCGUAAACAUCUUAACCACUGCCGUGACCAUGGUAGCCUGGCGGUGUUCGCAGAUGCACAUGGAGUAUAGAUUUGCGAUUAGAUAUGUAGUUGAUUCAACGAGUUUGAUGAGAAGAAACUUUUGAUGAUUCUUGCCUUCAGAUCGACAUGGAAGAACCGAACGUGGCGAGCUACACGUCUGCUCCUUCACGAUCCAGGAUGUAGGCGGCCCAGUGGAGAGGCGAUGAGCAAAGGGGAGAUAGAUGGAAACGUAAGGUGGGAGGAAACCUUCUCCGCUAUGUCAACCGAGCCUCGGGAGCGAAGCUCGGAUGGACUAAACGCAUCACCAGGCAGCAUCCCAUUACAAGCUAUUUGCAUUUCUGGACAGUACAGAACAAGGUAUGGUUCUGCAAUGACUACUGAUCGACACAGCCUGUCACUUCCAUCAAAGCUCUCCUUGGUACUGCAGAGUAUUCAAGUCAAUGAGCAUUAGGUUUGCAUGCCGGAAUGUUGGCUGCACAACACGGGCAGCUCUGGUUUUGGCCUUCUUGAUGCCUGCACAGCAGUGCACAGGCAUAACCCUGUCUUCCCACUUGGGCAAGACAGUUGCUGCAGGGCCAUUGGACUCAAGGCGCCAAUGCCACUGCCCAACUCAACACUAGUUCAACCAAACAAUCAAAGAUAAAUCUUAAUAGUACUGGGUUAUCUAUGACUUGAGACAAAACUACCAAAAGUUCUAUGCUUCAAGGUCUUAACAGCUGCUGUCACGGUUCUUUGCUCCAUCAAGAAAUCCUUCACCUGGCCUGCCCUCAGACAUCGUUCUGGCUUCCUUGCAACUGACCCUCGGAAGCCAAGCUCGGUCAGCUUCUUGAUCAUGUCUUCUCCCUUAACCAUCUUCUAGAGUCCAGCAUCUUCAAAUUGCUUGAUCACCUCUUUUUUUUGAAACAAAUGGAUCUCUCUUGCUCUCUCUCCAACCAUUGCUACAAAUAUUAAGAGCACACAAUCAAUAUGUAUGUUGCAACAAUUAAUUAAAGCAACAAUGUGGCCAUGUUAAUGACACUCUUGUGAAUAUAUGGAUGGAUGUAAAAUUCCAUUUGAGAUA